Molecule: messenger RNA, 1890 nt
Organism: Pangasianodon hypophthalmus (striped catfish)
Lineage: Eukaryota; Metazoa; Chordata; Actinopteri; Siluriformes; Pangasiidae
Gene: srxn1
Product: sulfiredoxin 1 homolog (S. cerevisiae)
Exons: 2
Coding region: 363-794 (143 amino acids)
Biological process (GO): cellular response to oxidative stress
Cellular component (GO): cytoplasm
Molecular function (GO): sulfiredoxin activity
Source: RefSeq, a predicted model, not a curated record
CAGUAUGAAUGGAGGUAGCACGCGCGAGACGACUGCAACAGAAACAUCUCACAGAAGUCGGGUUCAUAGACAGCGCUUUCUCGCCACCGUCUGGUAAUCCGCUAUAAAAGCCUAUUCCUGAAAAUGUUUUCAUCCCUACAUUAUCCAGGGCAUUCACGGACGUCAUGACGACGCGAAUAUUUCAGUGUCAUUUGAUCAUUUCUGCUUUACAACAUUUAAAUCGCAGAUUAGCUCCUGUACAGUUCAAAAGGUCGCUUUGAGAAACGCCCACAGUUUGACGCAUGCGCAGUACGGCGUCGAAAAAACAAACAAACAAAAAAAACCUUCCGGGUUUGUAGUUUAUAAGUGAAGUGUUAGGAGUGAUGCUGCAAACCUCGACGUUUAUUUACAGUAGAUUUACAGUUCAUUUUCUACGACAGUUUGGGCUCAGCAGUCAGCACAGUAUGGGAAGUUUAGAGAAUGAAAACCGGUCGAUUCAUUCUGACAACGUUGAGGAAGUUCAUAACAUCCCAAUGGAUGUGAUUAUUCGACCCAUUCCUCCAGUUCUAGAUGAAAACAAAGUUCAGAGCCUCAUGGACACUGUAAAGACCUCAGACAUCAGAGUUGUCCCUCCAAUAGAUGUGUUGUGGAUCACUGGAGAAAAGGGAGGUAAUUAUUACUACUCAUUCGGGGGCUGCCACAGAUUUGCUGCUUACCAGAGACUACAGAUGAAAUCCAUCCCAGCCAAGAUCAUCAAAUCCAACAUUUCGGACCUGCGCACCUAUUUGGGAGCUUCAACCCCAAAUCUACAGUGACUGUAAGAGCCAGGGUGUAGAGGACAUGAGUACCACAUGCUAGGUAAUGAGUCAUGAGGGUUAGACUUUGUCGAUGGCUGUAUCCAUAUCUACAGGAACGUGACAUGCAAAUAGGUGUAAGAAUGAAGGAACAAUUAUUACCAAGGCUACAUAUACCUGAACAUGUGUUUUCUUUCACAUCUAUUUCUGUGUAUCUAGACCAUGAUUUACAUUGUGAGAGAAAUUUUACUGAAAGAGCUGCGGUUUCACAUCAGAACAUUUUAGCAAGAAAAUCUGAAGAAUCCAGACUGAUUUGGUUAUUUGACGUAUCUCUGACAAAACCAAAAACAAUUUCAGAGGGUGUAUGUGUGAGAAUAUGCAGAAGAGCAAAAGUGUUUUGUAACUAACCAUGGUCAAAAAGGAAUACUCAAGCAUUCUUCAACUUAAGCUCAAUCCACUGCACUUAAAUAGUGUGCAUGAUUAUUAGAGAUUACAAUCACUACACAUUUUCCCAAAAUGAGAAACCCAGUAAAACCUAGUUGUAAUGCUCUCAGUAAAAGUUUAACAUGUGCAACUGUAUAAUGCAAAUUCAAAACUCCAACUCCCGGACUCUUAACAAUAAUGGUCUUGAUGAAACAGUCGUAAGAGAAAGUCCUACCAAAGCUGUACUUAUGGAGUUUCAUCUAACUUUCCAGCACUGCAGCACUACAGUAAAAACAACUCUGGGUAUUUAUGCUUUCCAAAUUAUUUCGUGCUAUCCUUGAGCAAUCAGGUGGAAUUUACCUGCUGAUAACCACAACUUAUUUACUCUUGUGGAAAAAAAAAAGAAAUCCCAACUCCAGAAGGACUUAAUUUACAAACAUAUUGACUGAAUAAUUCUACUGGGUUUUAUUUUUAUUUUAUUUUAUUUUAUUUAAAUAUGGGCAAUCACACAAUUACUACACAUGCAGUAGAUCACCCUGUAGCUGUAGUACCUAUAUUCACCACGAGAUGGUACUGUUGCUCUGUUUAGCAUAGAUUCAUUUUGUUACAGAUUAUUGGCUGUAUUGAGUACAAUGUUUGUAAAAAUCUAAAUCAUAUUCAUAUGUGCAAAUAUAAUUCAAGAGGAAACUAAAAA